UGCAGGGGCUUUAUAAACCCCUCAGCUGCCUCUGGACAGUGCUGGCUCCAUCCUCCCAGCCUGCUGCACACGGGGCAGAGGCAGGGCCACCUGGAAAAGCUCCGAUUCCCAUUUUCCUCCAGGAGUGAAGAGGGGUUUUGUCCACCUUGUGGGUGGCUGUUUUUCCUCCCUCCUCCCUGCAAAGCCCCUGGAGGUGAAUGAGCUUGAAAUCUUCCUCGGCCUUUCGCUCCGAGCGCACCUUCCAACAGAGCUCUUUGGCCUCAUCUGCCCCCGCCCGGGAUCAGCACAUGGAGACAGCCCACAGCCUGUUCGGUGAGGACUUCGGGAGCUUCAUGCGGCCACGCAACGAGUCCCUGGGGUUCCCAGCCCGGCCAGGCAACAUGGGGAACAUCAAGACCCUGGGAGACACCUACCAGUUUGCCGUGGACGUCAGCGACUUCUCCCCUGAGGACAUCAUCGUCACCACCUCCAACAACCAGAUCGAGGUCCGCGCUGAGAAGCUCGCUGCGGACGGGACCGUCAUGAACACCUUCACUCACAAGUGCCAGCUGCCUGAAGACAUGAACCCCACUUCCGUCACCUCGGCCCUGGGCGUGGAUGGCACCCUCACCAUCAAAGCCAGGCGGCACCCAGCCAAACACACAGAGCACGUCCAACAGACCUUCCGGACUGAAAUCAAAAUCUGAGUGGGGGGGGCUUGGGCUGGGGCCGGGGGCCGGGGCUUGGGGGGCCUGAGGUGCCCUAGAAAUGACUCUUUAAAGAGCAGCUGGGGCAAAUCUCAAAACUUCAGCAAAAGCAAAAGGGGCAUUGGGCCAAAGUGGGGUCACAGAUACAGCAGCAGAGCGGCCACUGGGGGCCAUGCCCUGGGCUGGUGUUAAGCAGUAUGGCCCCACUGAGCAUAUGUGACUGCAGUGAGUCCGUGGAGCUAUGCGGAUUUCCACCAGCUGAGGAGCUGGCCUGACGUGCGGUUAGCCCCUCCACCCGAACCAUGUGGCCUUGGCACCUCUUAGGAGUGUUGCCACAACCGGCAGUGAGAGCAGGAUUUGGUGCUGGCUCCUCCGGAUUCACUCAGGGUGACUGCGACCAGGCUCUGGCCCAAUGGGCUUGUGCUGACACAACUGGAAGGAGAGUUUAGCCCCCAGGUUUAACCUGGAGCUCUUGGGUGUUCCUGAUGGGAGCCAAACCCCCCUCAGGCCAGGCGGUAUCGCAGGUCGCCCCACCCUAGGGAAGCAGGCAGCCCGUCCCAGGCCUAGGAGGCUCCCCUGACUCUCUGCGGAGGGACAUGCAGGCAGACCCUUAGGGCUGAGACUUUAUUCAUUUAUUAAACUAAAUUCA
Molecule: messenger RNA, 1335 nt
Organism: Pelodiscus sinensis (Chinese soft-shelled turtle)
Lineage: Eukaryota; Metazoa; Chordata; Testudines; Trionychidae
Gene: HSPB7
Product: heat shock protein family B (small) member 7
Biological process (GO): heart development
Cellular component (GO): nucleus; cytoplasm
Source: RefSeq, a predicted model, not a curated record